Messenger RNA from Nomia melanderi (Alkali bee), 8783 nucleotides. RefSeq lists its product as uncharacterized. Gene Ontology annotation, cellular component: membrane. Gene Ontology annotation, molecular function: signaling receptor activity; ligand-gated monoatomic ion channel activity. Lineage: Eukaryota; Metazoa; Arthropoda; Insecta; Hymenoptera; Halictidae. The record is from RefSeq and is a predicted model, not a curated record. Gene Ontology annotation, biological process: monoatomic ion transport.
CUGUCUUCCACAUUGACCAAUUGACAGUAUUUUACACCAACUGAUACGAUUACCUAAUCGAUAGCUAUUAUGUGGCGGUUAAGAAGCGAUCCUCGGACUUUUCUUCACUCACCACCGGAUCCACGACAUACGAUUUGCUUCGAUGAAAGAUUAGAAUCUUACAUGGAUAAUGCGAAUCAGAAAAGCUAAUUAAACAAAGAAGAGGGGAAACUGACAGAACUCGAAGAUGCUUGGCCCUUGGAAAGCGAUAUUCCUCUUUUUAUUAGGGGUUUCGUUUUACUCUGUAGUCCUCUGCGGUACAAAUGCCACCAGGACUGUGAGAGCUUACAAAGGACGGCUUCAGUCACCUCACUCUUCGUGGCGUGUCGUGUUAUGCUUCACACAGCCACAAAGCUCUUACAAAACAGAUGUUCAAAAGGCAUGGGAAAAAGCGAAACUACAAUCGUCUCAUGCAGAUAUCAAUCUAUUUUAUAUAGAAGCUCCACCAAAGACAGAUGCACUGUCGUAUCCUUUAUCGUUACUAAACAAAUUCUGUACUGAAAUUAAAAGCGGAAAAACAGCGUUAAGCCUUAUUAUUGGUGGAGAGGCGGCAGCUAGGUUUCUGGUGACCGCUGCGGCUGCUUUGAAUCUCCCCACAUUAUGGCUACCACUGACACAUGAAGAUUUCCUGCAACAGGGAAACCGUGCACCAUAUGAAAGUCGUAUAGGUUCAAGCACAAAAGAAGUAGGUGCAGCUGCUGCUGCAUUAAUGCAUAGAGCAAACUGGCAUGCGUUCACCCUUCUCAUCGAUACCACUUUGCUUCCUGUAAGUCAUCUGUUGCAACCGAAUCAACCAACUUUAACGCCCAGAACCAUCAUACACCUUCCAACGAAUGACAAAACAUUGAGAAUGAGAUUGAGAAGAGUAGCAGAGGAAGGGGGAAGUGGAGGAGUAAUAGUGAUGGGUUGCGAUUUGAACAGCGCACGAAGAAUACUCGCUGCAGCUGGUAAAUUUGAGAUGCUCGCUGGAAGAUUUUUGUGGCUUUGGUUGGAUCUUAAAGCUGAACUGAGACCUAACGAACCGAAUAUUAUUAGCUCGCACAUUAUACACAGCUCAAGAGCGGCGAUUGCGACAAACGAUAAUCCUAGAUCGGUAGAGAACACAAACAGAAACACCAAUCUUCUAGCUGAAAACCAAUUAGCGAUGAACGCUUUGCCCAGUUUAGCUAACGACAUACAUCGAUUGCAAGAAUACAGAUGGCAAAACGAUCAGGCUGCGACCAAACAAGAAGAAAAACCUUUUAAUUUCGACGACGACGAAGAUUUUGUAACAAUCACAGACAAAGAAUUGAAUUCGAAAGAUUUCAUGCCAAUUGGUAUGCUUGCUUUGAGACCCUCCAAUAUAAAGUUAAUGGGCAGCGAUACAUUAUUAUCCAGAAUGAUAAGGGAAACUUCUCAGGCGUUGGACGAAACAUUUUCAGAAAUGAAAUCCAAACUGAGCCCUUUAGGGGAGUCACAGUUGAACGACAACUUUAUCCCAGAAUGCUUUCCAGGGAGCAGAGCAAAAUUUUUAAACAGCGAGAUAAGAAGGAACGUUUCCAAGAUAUUAACAAGGAAACUGAGAAUCUCUGUGGGUCAGAUUUCAAAGGACAAAGCUAAAUUCCAUUUGCUAAACUUGCAAGCUAUACGAUUCCCUGGUAACAAGACUCAAUUAAGAUGGACCAAAGUAGGAACAGUUAAAGGUGGCAAAGAGGUCCACCUUGACACUAUCGUUUGGCCCGGAGGUGGAAUUGUGCCAGCCUAUCUCGAACAAGGUGGCGAAAAGAUAGGUAUGCCCAUGUACCGUAUAGUAACAGCACUCGCAUCGCCGUUCACAAUGGUAACGAACUUGCAAGAAGGUAUUUGCCUGAGAGGGAUCUUCUGUUACCAUGGAAAUACGAUAAUGUGUUGUUACGGUUUAACCAUGGACUUGAUGUCGUUGGUGUCCCGCGAAUUAGGAUUUCGUUAUGACUUGUACGUGGUGAAGGAUGGUCUUUUUGGGAAAAGGAACGGCAGAAGUGGUACGUGGAACGGUAUAAUGGGAGAGCUUGUCACUGGCAGAGCACAGUUGGCGUUCGCGCCUUUGAGCGUGUCCGCUCACAGAGCCAAAGUGGUCGACUUCACCACGCCUUAUUACUUCAGCGGAGUGAGCUUCCUCACCGCGCCAAAGCUGAAACCUGCGAUAUCGCUGUUCGCGUUUCUUUUCCCGUUCAGCACAGAGCUGUGGAUCGCGGUGUUCACAUCCUUGAACUGCACUGCUAUGGCAGUGGCGUUGUACGAAUGGUUCAGCCCGUUCGGGCUGAACCCUUGGGGCAGACAACGAAGCAAAAACUUCUCGAUAGCUUCCGCUUGGUGGGUGAUGUGGGGUCUCCUGUGCGGGCAUUUGCUCGCCUUCAAAGCGCCCAAGUCGUGGCCUAACAAGUUUUUGAUCAAUAUUUGGGGCGGCUUCUCCGUCAUAUUCGUAGCCACGUAUACGGCUAACAUAGCAGCUCUGAUAGCGGACUUGUUCUUUCAUUCUGCAGUGAGCAGCAACUAUCACGACAAAAGCUUGCUGUUGCAGAAAGUCGGCGCGCCCAGAGCGUCCGCGGCAGAGUAUUACGUACAAAAGGCGAAUCCGGAACUGUGGUCGCACAUGGCACGGUACUCUAUAUCGAACGUCGCCGAGGGUGUGGAGAGAUUGAGAAACGGUAGCUUAGAUAUCCUCAUAGCGGACACACCUAUUUUAGACUUUUACCGGGCGACGGACGACGGUUGUCGUUUGCAAAAGAUAGGCGACACCAUAAACGAGGACACGUACGCGGUUGCUCUCACCAAGGGGCAUCCUUUGAAAGAGAGCAUAUCCAAAGUGAUAGCGAACUACACGAGUACUGGAUUACUGGACAUCUUGCAGGAGAAAUGGUACGGCGGUUUGCCCUGCAUCAGAGGAAGAAAAGGUAUGGACACGAGUUUAGAGCAUAAGCUAGGAGGUCAAGCCAGACCCCUAGGCGUAGCGUCUGUUGCCGGUGUAUUUUGCUUCCUCGGGAUGGGCGUGGUACUUGGAACCAUCAUAUUAGCCGGAGAACAUUUGUUCUACAAAUACACGUUGCCCAGGCUGAGACACAGGCCGGAGAAGUCCAUAUGGCGCAGUCGGAACGUGAUGUUCUUCUCGCAGAAGCUGUACAGGUUCAUCAAUUGCGUGGAACUGGUGUCCCCUCACCACGCGGCGAGGGAGCUGGUCUACACGGUCAGACAGGGGCAAAUAGCUUCGCUCUUCCAGAAAAGCGUCAAGCGAAAGGAACACGAACAGCGUCAGAGGCGCAAGAGUAAGACUCAGUUUUUCGAGAUGAUCCAGGAGAUUCGCAGGGUGCAACAGGAGGAGAAAACGGAAACGGUGCCGGAGGAGCAACAGAAAGUCUCGACGAUCAAGAAAGAGGAGAAGUCGUUGAAAGCGAGAGAGAGGAGCCGAAGCAAAAGUCCCCUGAUGCCCCACAGUCCGAAGAGGUCGGAGAAGAGCAGGAGUUCCACCAAUCUGUCGAGCUCCAGGCUGGGCUUGUCCCCGGUCAGCUUGGAGGCGCCGAUGAAGCCCAGAGAGUUCACUCUGAGCAGCACGAAUCUUCGAGCGAGGAGUCCCUUGGAAACGGUCGGUCGUCGACUGAGCCACGGCGACGGUGGCUCGCCGCCUCCUCGCCUGGGCUCUCACUUCGGCGGCAGCGCGACCCUGCGACCUUUGGCUCUGACCAGGAGCGACACCGUUGGCACCGGCCCGUCGACUACCAGGACGGAUCAGUCCGGCGCAGGCGCCGCUCCAGCGACCACUCCGAGGUACUCCCGGAGUCCGGCGAAGCGAGGGCAAUCCUUCCCAGUGUUCGCCACGUUGAGACUGCCGCACUCGACGAGCCAUCAGAUGUCCAAGAGUCCUCCGCUGGCGCUAACAUCCGCCGUCGGUCGUAAGUUGUCCCGGGAUUGGGGUUCGGGUACCAUCGACCUGACCAGAUCUUCCGAGACAGUCGCAGGUGGUAGUGGUGGUGGUGGUGGUGGUUCGACGUACACCUUGAACCAGGAGAUGACCUUGUCGCUGGAACGUGCUCCGCACGAGAAGAAGACGGCGCAGGAGGUCGGGUCGCAGAGCCGGAAAACGAUCGACGAGACAGGACUGCCGAUCAAGAAGCCGAUACGACGCGCGAGGAGCCACGAGAACCGGGACACCGGCGGCAAACUGAUGGCCGACCUCCCGUCGCCGCGUUUGACCAGCCAACCGGUCGUGGGAGGCCGAUCGGUAAGCGAACGAACAAAAAAGCAGUUAGAGUCCGAGCUGAAAGCCAUCUUGACCGCCAGAGCGCAUCAUCGCGAUCUGCAUCCCCCUUGAUAGACUGCGACGCCGUUUUGAGGGUUCUUGCAAGUAUCGGGCGCUUCGGGGAUGAUGAUGAUCGUUGCCUCUGAGGGGCUUUGAUUGAUUUAAGCAAUAUCAGAAAUUUAUAGGUCAAUUUGUAGAAGAAUCCGACAACUUAACAAAAAGGUAAAAACGACAAAAAAAAGUGUUUAAAACAAAAACGAAAAAAAAACAUGCGUACACGUACAUACGAUACAUACACAGAAAAAACAUAGACAGUCCUCCAGUACCUGGAGUAGAAUGAGGGGAAUUCGGGGUUGGGGGGGGUGUUGUGCAACAACGACAGGAGAGAGACUUUCGACGAACAAGGGAAAGUCUCUUUGUCUGUGCAUGUUGUUGCGUAUAUUGAUAAUUGUAUAUUUAGGAUACGUUGAUUAACGGAAGAGACAAGACAGGAAAAGUGCUAUGAACUACAGUAGUGGAAGAUGUCUUAACGAGUAGCGAAAAAAAGAAAAAAAAAUACUUGAACCGAGUACUAAAAUAUUUUCUUGUUGGCAUUUUAAACUCUAUCAUUAACCGUCAGCCUGAGCGAGUCUUUCCUCGUUGUAAUAUGAGACGAUAGAAACGUAGCCGACAUUUCUGCACUGCCGUACACUAUUCUCGAUUUCCGUUUCGUCGUUCGUCCACGUUUCAAAAGCGUGCGACGACAGCUCCUGCUCCAGAGUCCCGUUCGCGAACGAACGCGUGUCCCUCCGUGCGAGGCGUGCUUCCGAAAAUCGGGAUGCAACCGGAAGACGAUCCCUCGUGCGACAGUAAGUCGACGAUAUAGAAUAGUAUGAGGCUUGAUUGUCGAAACGAAAGAGAGACGAUUCACUUGUUUAUUCGCGUGUGUUCGUACAAGCCUCGAACGAUAUUUCUUGAUCGCUUACUUCGUCUCGCGGUUCAUUCGAUUUGCCUGGGUUUUAUUGUGAUUUCAAACAAACACACACACACACACACACACACACACACACACACGCGCGCGCGCGCGCGCUGUUGUACAGAUACAAUCCCUAAGAGGGACUCGUUCGUCCACCAAUAUAACAGACACCAAAGAUGAGGAAGAGAUCGUUAAACUAGGAGAGAGACCGUUGACGCACGAAGAUCUUGGUGAAUCGGAUAAUAUAUUGCAUACUGCCAGUUUUAUCAUUAGUAAAAGGGAGAGAGACUCGCUCAACAAACUCUCGGCGUGAAACGACCACUGACUUGGACGAAAGGACACGCUCGUGUGACGUUUAACCGCGUCCCCGGCUCAUUUUAAAACGGGUAACGCACCCCGGCCGAACGAAGGGGUCGAAGGUUAAAUGUGUGUCGCUUUUGUACCGGGGGAAUCCUUAUCAGCAAACACCGCCGCGUAGCGUAACCUUAAUUAAUCCCUUAAGACAUAUUAAAUCGCGUGUUAUUAGAGUAAUCGAUUCCGGGGAGGCGAAGGGGGUGGAGGAGGAAACAUUAAAGAUAAUCGUGUGUUUGCUGUACUCGUAGAUGAAGCGUGGCAUUAGUGUUGGUCGAUUCGUUGGAGCGAUAAGCGGUGAGAUUUGUCCGUGGAAUUGCGCGAGACAUCGUCUUCGGAAUUGAACGAAAGGAAGAAAGAGAAAAAGAGAGAAAAUGUUGUUCAUCGAUGUCCGCGCCCCCGAAUUUUUUCACCCUCCGAUCAGGGGGAUGUGGUCUCCCUUCUCACCGGUCUCGACAGAUUCUUCCUGACACACUUUCCUCUUUCUCUCUCUCCGUGUGUCGUCUCUCUCUCUCUCUCUUUCUCGUUUGCUCCUGCUAUCCGAUUCUAGACUUUGUAGAGUGAAUGUAUAUGGAACUAAAGAAAAGAGGAAGAAAAAUGAAAAAGAAGUUAUAAUUUUAAAUAAUUGAUGAGUGAGGCCUUAGGAGUAGUCGAUCCGCCCAAUUCUUUACUUGGAAAACAUUAUCUCAUAUUCUGAACGAACAACAACUUUCUCUAUAUUACUAUUCGAGGUAGAGCUAGACGUUUAGUUUGAUAGUUUUCACGGUAGACCGUUGUAUUUGGACUUGUCUCGAUUAACUUAUUAACCGGGUCUCGUUAGCCGAUCGUUGAUGAGUAGGGAAACGGAGAGCCACUGAAAACGGGAGUUCAGAAUACCAAUGACGUGUCGAAUCUCAUCCACCCCGGUUAACAGGUGAAAUUCCUCAGUGUCGACGAAUUCCCGGUGAACUAUACGAAUUUCGUUCGAUGCUGAAACAUUCAUAGCAAUCAGAUCUUUGAUGAGUUUCAAUUUUACAGUAUGAUUAUACACACGCAAACAUAUGUACACGCAUAUGUACACACAGGUGACUGCUACCGAUGAAAGUGCUCUGAAUAAUUGCAUUACUCAUUCAUUUCUAUCUGAUGUGUCGUUGAUAAGCACGUAGCGUACACAUUGAUUACAAACAUGACAAAGAUACUAAUACUUUUAUCCCUUAUCUCGUUCGAUUUAGAUACAUUCCUGAUUUGCAUUUAACGUUGUACUGCAAUUAAUUCAGGAGGUAAUCAAGAUACAAAUAUAGGGGGCCAGUUUAGAGUCACCCAAGCCUAAAUAAAUCAAAAAUAGACUUAUUACAUUAACUGUAGCUAUAAUUUUUUGAUAAGUGGGUUUUGCCAAUAAUUUGGUUCAGUAGUGAUUAUGUAUAUACGUAUAAAAAUAUAUGUAUAUGUAAAUAUAUGUACAUGCAUAUAUAUCCAUCAAUGUAUGUAUAUAUAUGUAUGUGUAUAUAUAUAUUGUAUUUGUAAUUCAUUCAGGCAUGUAUAAAAGAAAUCUAUCUUCUGAAAGUCCUUGUACAUACGUGUCUUCUACUAGAUACCUGAAGAGAUAUUAUUGCACUGAAUUAAAGGUUGAGCCCCCUACUUCAUUGUGCGCCAACAAGACCCUGUACAGUUGAAAUGUAUGAAAAGAAUAGAGCAAACAUAUUUGUUUGAUCACAUGUUGUUUCCAUUAAUGAUUCGCGAGGAAAAUAAUGCAAAGAUUACUGCAAAAUGUAAAUCGGCCUACAUAAUAUAAGGAAAAGAUUAUAUUACUUUUUUUCAAAUACAAUUACUCUUAUAUACUUCCAACUUUAUAUUGCUCUUUUCUUGCCAAUGAUUAAAUCAAUAUUAUGAACUGCUGACAGUAAUUUUCAAGAGAGCAUUUAAUGCAAUCGGAAAUUUAAAUGAUGGAAAGAAGUCUCAUAAAAAAGACUAGCUGUCUUUGCUUCAUAAGUCUAAGUGCAUCUUUAUUAUUUGGUUCUUAGAAAUAUAACUCUAGUACUUAAAAUAUUAUUAUUAGCAUUGUAUUAGCCAUAAUAUAUUAAUUCCAUCUCUAAUGGCAAUAAGAUUGUUAUACACUACGAAGCACUGCCAUAAUUUCAACUAAUGUUCUAUUGAUUUCAAUAUCCUGCCAAAUAACGUGAACAUACCGAAUCUAAUAUUUCACGAUAUACUUUAUUUUAAAUGAUCAAAAUUCAUUGACAAAUAUCAAAUAUUGCAAAUAUACAUCUCACGCACUGAUAAAAAUGACUUCAAUUUAAGAAAAAAUGUUUUCAUCAUCUCAUAUGACAUACGAACAUAAAUGAAAAGAAGACAGCUCGAUGUAUAAGCAUCUUAAUCAUUGAAUUCUAUGUGCACAAACAGUUGAAUGAUAUAUGGAACAAAAUGCCCAUAUUGUUAAGCUAUAUAUUUUCAAUGAUCACUGCUAUGGAACUUUGCAAAUUGUCGAUUGUAUAGAAUUUAAUGAUCAAAGACAGUCACUAAUUGAGAUACUCCAAAUUUGAAUACCAUUGAAAUUUCAUACACAGUAUAAGUUUUUGUUAACGCGAUGUAUUUGAUUCCAUAUCACAUCUCAUUAGUAAUCUUAUUACUAGACUGCGGAUGUUCAUGCGUAAAAUUCAAUGUAAUUUCUGCAUUACUCCAAAUACAUUGAAAGACUUUACAAAGAGAAUAAGUUUAUAUUAAACAUUAAAAUUUGGGAAUCCAUCUAUGAAAACUUGAACCCGCACCAACAUAUCCGCAGUCUACUGAUUACAUUAAAGUUGCAAAAUCUGUAUCUGAUCUAUUUCGAGUUCAAGGUAAAAACAGAGCACGAUGCAUGCAACUUUAGUGAAAUAAUAAUUAUUGUAGAGCAUAAAUGUAGGAAAACCUUGUGUAGCCAUACGAUCACGAGUAUUCUGUUAAUGCGGUGACUUGUUGGCGUACGGUAUUAGGUUAGGUUCCUCGUAACCUACCUCGUUUCUCUUGUUACGCCUACUAUUACACUGUUAUUGUUGAAAACUCCAUAUUAAUAAGAAAUAAAUAUAUUGUCUCAAGAUACACAGCAUUCUUAAUUCUUCCAACACCACAUACGAAUUCCGAGCGAACGAUCCUGAACGAACGACGCUUAACGAUGAUCGAUAUUACAGGUAUAUUAUCGAUAUAUCUUUAUCCACGACUUUCAUCGAUAAA